This is a messenger RNA of Mytilus californianus (California mussel), 6243 nucleotides long. RefSeq names its product two pore channel protein 1-like. The record is from RefSeq and is a predicted model, not a curated record. Gene Ontology annotation, biological process: transmembrane transport; monoatomic ion transport. NCBI's taxonomy places the organism in Eukaryota, Metazoa, Mollusca, Bivalvia, Mytilida, Mytilidae. The transcript has 26 exons. The coding region runs from base 43 to 2562 and encodes 839 amino acids. Gene Ontology annotation, cellular component: endosome membrane; lysosomal membrane. Gene Ontology annotation, molecular function: monoatomic ion channel activity; voltage-gated channel activity.
AAUCCUCUAUAUUUAUCAUUUAUCAUCGAAAAUGAAAACAAUAUGGCGGGUAAUAUUGAAAGUCCUCUCUUAAUCAGAAAUGAAAAUGGAUUUUCACCCUCAGAUGAAGACCAUUACGAUGUUCCAUCAAACAGAGUACACAGUAAUGGUGAGACUAUUUAUGAUGUAAACAAUGGUUUUGGAUCUACCCAUCAGAUUAUGGAGGGCCAGGGCACUCCAUACCAUGCUAUCAGCAGACGACAUAAACAGUAUAAAACUUGGGAACUGAAUUACCAAGAGGCAGCUAUUUAUCUGCAGGAAGGGGAAAACAAUGAUAAAUACAGUACACAUCCCAGAGACUUUAAUGCUUUGCCAGCCUAUAAAAUUGCUCACAAGAAAAUUUUCUAUGCUUUAGACUUAUUUGCAGCACUGCUGGUGAUGGGAUUAGCUGCCUGUGAACGACCAGCAGUACCAUUUCUAACUCUACCUGUAGGGGUUCAUGGAUCACUGGAAUUGUUUGGACUUUUGAUAUUAGCGUUAGAAUUAGGAAUACGGAUGAAGUGGUUAGGAUUCAGAACAUUCAUCAAACAUAAAAGAACUCUUAUAAAGAGCUGUACCUUGAUCAUCGUAUUCAUAGAGACUAUAGUUGUGAUUAUACGACAGCAUAACCAUUUUAGAGUCACAAGAUCACUGAGGCCAUUGUUUCUAAUAGAUACAUAUUACUGCAGGGGGGUCAGAAGAACAUUCCGACAGAUUUUACAGUCCAUGCCACCUAUUAUAGACAUGCUGUUGUUGUUACUGUUUUUCAUGUUGAUAUUUUCUAUAUUAGGGUUUUAUUUAUUUUCUGGGAUUCAUGGGGAUGCAUAUUUUGCCACACUGCAAGACAGUUUUAUUAGUCUGUUUGUUCUUUUGACUACUGCAAAUUAUCCAGAUGUAAUGAUGCCAGCUUAUGCCAGUUCACGAUACUACAGUAUUUUCUACAUUAUUUACCUGUCUCUAGAACUUUAUUUUAUAAUGAAUCUGUUUCUCGCCGUAGUUUAUGAUACAUUUUCAAAUUUGGAAAAGACAAAAGUAAAGAAAUUAUUUUUCCACAAGAGACUUGGCUGUCAACACGCCUUCAGAUUGCUGGUAACUAAGGAGGAUAACAAGUCUAUAAAAUUGAAACAUUUUCUUGGCAUGAUGAAACAUCUUAGACCACAGAAAAGUAGAAGAGAUGGUUAUUUAGUUUUUAAGAUGUUAAACAUGGGCACAUCAGGAAAAUUAACUUUGGAAGAAUUUCACAAGAUAUAUGAAGCUAUAGACUUGCAGUGGAUGUUAAAAUCUGAUGAAAAUAUUAUCUGGUCAUCACAUUUCAAAUAUCCUUUCAACAGAAUUUUUAGAUGUAUACAUAGUUUUGUAAAAUGGAAAUGGUUUAGAAGAUUUAUUUAUUUUGCAAUAGCUAGCAACUUCCUGAUUAUUUUGGUAGAAACUAUACAGAUUUCAGUAACAAUAGAAGCAGACAGACAUAAGAUAACAGACAGGGAAGACUGGGCAUCUGUUGCAUCAACAGUGUAUGUUUGUAUAUAUAUAGUAGAAGCAAUAUUAAAGAUUCUAGGAAAGGGACCAGCAGUAUACUUCACCAGUGGCUGGGAUUUAUUUGAUUUUGUAGUAACAGGCACAUCUGUGAUAGGACUUCUGGGAGAAUUUUUUGACGACUCAUUUUAUUUCAUAAUAGUCCUGAGACCAUUCAAAUUAUUGAGAUUAUUUAAAGUAAAGGAAAGAUAUAGAGAUGUACUUGGUACUCUGUUUGUUUUAUUUACCAGAUUGAUAAGUCUUGCCAUUGUGAUAAUUCUAGUGUAUUAUUUCUUUGCCAUUAUUGGAAUGGAGAUGUUUUUACACUCAGAUCUACGUAACUGCUGCAAAAAUACAAGUGUGGAAGCUUAUUACAAAUACAGUAAUGACUCAACCAAUAUGAUGUAUUAUUACCUCAACAACUUUGACAAUAUAUUAGUAUCAGGAGUAACUUUAUUUGAACUGACUGUUGUCAAUAACUGGUUUAUAAUUAUGGAAGGUUAUGCUCAUCACAUAGGAGAGUGGAGUCGAGUUUAUUUCAUGUUGUUUUAUAUUGUUAUGAUGGUGGUGAUGAACAUUGUAGUGGCCUUUAUUUUAGAACAAUUCCUGUUUAGAAUGCAGUAUAACAGAAAAAUGGAGGUCAAAGAUAUUGAAGAUCAUGCCAAACACACUGUACAUAUUACAAUAUCUGAGGAAGAACAAGCUAUGUGUGAACAUCGGUAUCAUAAAAUUACUGGUGACUACAUCGUCAAUCAAUCCAAGUCAUGUGAUAUACCUACACCAUACUUAUAUAAGGGAGAGAGAUUCAGAAAUAAGGAUGAUUACAGCUUAAAGAUGUACAGUGAUGAGGUCAAGACUUGGAUAGAAGAAGAUGAGCAAAACAGAGAAGAAACCAUAGCUAAUUUGGAGAAUCUGAGACAAAGACGGCGUGUCAAUCACAGUUUGAAUUUGGAUGAACCAAUUGCACCAGUAUUUUUACAUCGAACAGUAUCUGAGUUAGAGUCUCCUGAUAUUGAAAACAGUUUUGCUUAAAGAUAUUUUUUUUAAAUGUUUUGAGAAUACUUUUAUAUGUGUUUAGAAGAUCAGACUUGAAUUUCAAAGGUGAUGAUGAAAAGGCAAAAUAAUUCUGAAGAUUUGAAUAUUAUUAUGAUAUUAUUGCAAACAAAAAAAUCCACAUGCAUUGUAUAUUCAUUUAUCAGUAUAUCUCAUUCUAUCGUGAUCUGUGAUGUAAUUAUUGGACACUAAUUUGCAUAUUGCAUAUUGCUAAUUACAAUAUAAUAUUUCUGUCAUACCUUGUAUACUUGUGUAUAGUUUGGAGCAGUUUCUUAUUUCAAUAGCUUACUCAUCUUGAGAAUAAUAGGUUUACUUUUAAUCCUUGUACAAGUUCAAAUUUGAGCCAAAGAAAGUAUGAUGAAACAUUAAAAAGAAAACAAUGCUCCUGAAUAUUUGUUAUGGUUGUAUUAUUAAGUAAAGUGGUUUUCUCCUUUACUGUUUGCAACAAUACAUGUAGCUGCCAUAGGAUUUUGAAAAAGGGGGGCCCACCAAGGCAAUAUUAGGAAUGGGACUUGUAAAAAGUCUAUGCAUUAACCAUACUUAUAACUCCAUAAUGGGAGGACUAAGAUCCAGGCCCCCUACAUAAAAUCUGCCUCUGGUUUUAAAACAUAGUUGUUUUCCCUCAAUAUGUUCAAUAACAAAAAUAUGUUGAUGAGACAACGUAGAAUUGUAUGGGUAUUCAGAUCAAUGACCCAUGUCUAAAAAUAAACUACCCCUCCUACCCUUCCACAUUCAUUUUUAAGCUUAUUAAAGCCUCAAAUAUAAAGCACACCUUAUCUUUGUUUUAAAUGUGGUCUUGCCAAAAACAACAAUUAUAGGUUGAAUUUAAUAAUGCAUUGAGAUUGGUGCUAAAAAUGGUGUUAUAAUGAGUAUUGUACCUUUGAAUAUUUGAGGUAAAUUUGUCAAUGUUUUGUUUUAUUUCAAAAUAAUAAUAGAAAUGAAAUUGUUUGUGUAUUAAUUUUUAUUAAUUGAAAAUAUAAAGAUUACUUUUGUACAUUUUUGAUAACAUAGCUCAACAUAAAGCUAGGUUGAUUAUUGUGCCAAACAGCUAUAUUGGGGUGACAGGGUUUAGAACUUAACAUGCUGUAUAUACACUUGUUCAUUGUUGAAGGCUGUUUGUUGACCUUAAGAGGCCUUGUGAUUUUGUCUCUUUUCAUGCCACUGGAUGUUAUAAAUGGCCAUCUCUCAUCAUUAUCAUCUGUUUUUAUUCAUAUUUACGAUACUAUAAGUUUCUUCAACUAUGGAAUUGUUGACAUGCAAGAGUUAAGCACUUAUGUUCAAAUUUAUGUGAGAAAAAAAUCUACUUUCAAAAACCAAUUGAUUAAAAGUUUAACUGCUAUUUAAGCACUUACAUUCAAGUCACAACAAGAGCAAAUAUUAAAAAUUGACAUUCAAAAAUCAAAAAAGUUAUUUGCUUGUGUACUUGAAGAAUAUUUUAAAAUAACAUUUUCUUUUCUUUCUUUUAAUAUUUUUGUAUAUAUUAUUUGUAUAACAGCAAAUAUAAGAGCUCUAAUUGGAGUAAAAAUUGUGUUUGUUAAUAGCCAGUAUUUUUUUUAGAGGUUUAGAAAUCCCGAACUGUGACUAAGUGGGCUAAACAGACCUAUUGUACAGGUUAUUGUAGAAGAAAAAAUCACCUUAACAGGUUAUUGUAAAAAAACUAUUAUUCUGUUAUGGGGGUUGUGGUCUUAGUCACAGUUAUUCCAGAACGAGAGGAAACACAUAUUUUAGUUUUAUACAUGUGGGACAGGGGAAAUUAACUAUAUAAAUGAUGUAAGAUGUAAAAACUAGAGACAUUUCCAUGGAAAACUAAUUACAAUAAAAAUCAUUGUGAUAACCAAUUAAUAUUGGAAGUGGACAAUUCUGUUUUGUGAAUAGUUCUAUUGUCAUCAUGUGUUGAAACUAAAUUGCUGAAGUCGAACAUGAGUAAAUUCAUGGUGAGAUAAUCUGUAGCUAUCUGUGUUAUCAGAGCAGUAGUUAAUUAUUUCAAUACUUCACAAAAGUUUAAGAAGUUCUUAAGAAUAUCCAAAAUGGAACUGACCACAUGACGAAAUGUAGUUGAUAAUUGAAAGUUUAUUGUUCAAUUUAAAGAUAAAUAUCUUUAUGACAAUUUUGAUAUUGUGAUGUUUUUGUCCAGCCUGCAACAUUUAUGUCACGAAUGCAAGUUAUAGCGAUCAUAGAUCCCGGCGGCGGGGUCAACAUUUAGGUUCAGUCUGUGGAUAAAGAUUUUUAGACAUUAAUAUCUUUGUCAAACCUUCAUGGAAUUUUAUAAAAUUUAGACAGAAACUUGUUUAUGACCAAAAUAUAGUAUCCAUAGCAAAAUUUUGAAAAUAUAUGAAAAUAUUUAUUUUCAUUUUUCCAUAUUUUACUGAUAAAUGGACUUAGUUUAUUUUACAGUUAACAUUCAGAUUCAGUCCGAGGUUAUAGUUUUUUAGUCAUCAAUAACUUUGUCAAGCCUUCAUGGAAUUUCAUGAAAUUUGGACAGAAGCUUGUUAAUGACCAAAAUACAGUAUCCAGAGCAAAAUUUUGAAAAAUAUUUAUUUUUGAUUUUUGUAUUUUACUGAUAAAUUAGCUUUAGAGUAAACAAGUAGAUACAGUCUGGGGUUAAAGUUUGUUACACAUCAAUUACUUUGUCCACAGGGGGGUCUCAACAUGGUAUUUUAGGUACAGUUGUGCAGCUGGGAUUUAAAAAACACCCCCAUUCAUAUAUUGAAUAAUUGUGAAAUCCCUACCUAUACAUAUAUUUCACAGCGAAAUCAUAACCCAUUCAUAUAUAUUUAUCAGCUCAAAUAGUACCAAAAGGUCUGAUAUGUGACCUUUUUUUUACUAUACUCUAGUGGGUAAAGAUUAUUAAUUGUGACAGUGUAAUAAAAUUUGAUCAAUAACAAAACUUAUGUCAAUAAGUUUCAGCAGAUGUGGAAAUUUUAAUGACAAAGAGUUUGGGAAAUUCAGUGAAGAUUAAUAUUGUUGCACAACAAACUGAAAAAUUAUGACCCAUUGAUAUAUCACAAUUGGUCAAUUACUACCUAUUGAUAUAUUUCCUCGGUAAAAUUGCACCCCAUUGAUAUAUUUGACGUAUCAAAAAAGGGACCCAAUCCAGCGGCACAUAUGUAUAUACCUUCAUAUAGGAAGAGACCCCCUCCCCCCUAUAGACUUUGUCAAACCUUCAUAGAAGUUUAUUAAAUUUUGGCAGAAGCUUUUUAAUGAUUUAGAGAUAAUGUCUGAAGUAAAUUUUAAGAGUAUGGGAUUAAUUUUUUUGACAUGAUAAAUUUGUAAACCUUCAUGGAUUGUUAUGAAACUUUGACAGAAGCUAAUUUUCAAGACCAAGAAAUAACAUUUAAAGAAAAAGUAUUUUUUUACAUUCUGUAUUUUACUGAUAAAUGAACUCACUUUUUAAGUCAACAUUACACUUUUACACUAACAGCAACAAUCGCAGGCGAGACACAGGGUUCCACUAAACUCCUUAUGAAUAUUUUUUUGUACUGGAUACUUAUUACUAUUGUAUUUUUGUAAUUUGUUUUAUAUAUGUAUUGAAAAUACACAUGUUAUUUUAUGAUUGUGAUAAUAAUAAUAUGACAUCUUCCUAGUCAUCUGUUAUAUGAGAUAUAUUUGUAUUGGAAUUGAUUAUACAAAAAAUUGAAAUAAAUCAAUAUAUUGUUUCUU